Cyclocybe aegerita is the source of this 423-nucleotide messenger RNA. The record is from the annotation of a GenBank genome assembly. Lineage: Eukaryota; Fungi; Basidiomycota; Agaricomycetes; Agaricales; Hemipholiotaceae.
AUGUUCUUGAGGAAGACGUCGCCGACCUUGAAGGCCGUUCGUCAAUCUGAAAGACGGAAACCUGAAAUCGAAGACACUUGCCAGCCAUUCGUUGUCCAGAUAAAACGGACCGACUCUGCCCACAGCGAUGCCCGACAUGUACUCCGUCGCGCUUCAGCUGCCGAUUCACCCUUUGAGGAGCCGUUGAUAGCUCCAGAGUGUUCAGAAACCUCGUCUGCUAUGAUCACCCCGGCGGUCCAGCGCCAGGCUCAACAAGGCAGCAGUAUCCCUUCCGUCGACCUUGUCGCUGAAUCGUCCCCCAGAUCCAACAAGGAAGUUGGAGUUGCUUCCUGGAGCACUUACAUCGAGCCUGCUACUAGCGCAUUUGUUGUGCAUGACGCCUCUUGUGUCCCCCUGCCAGAGUCGCCUCUAAUCGAAGGAUGA